Athalia rosae (coleseed sawfly) is the source of this 1195-nucleotide messenger RNA. It is a transcript of the gene Uqcc1, whose product is annotated as ubiquinol-cytochrome-c reductase complex assembly factor 1. Gene Ontology annotation, biological process: mitochondrial respiratory chain complex III assembly. The record is from RefSeq and is a predicted model, not a curated record. Gene Ontology annotation, cellular component: mitochondrion. The coding region runs from base 117 to 890 and encodes 257 amino acids. NCBI's taxonomy places the organism in Eukaryota, Metazoa, Arthropoda, Insecta, Hymenoptera, Athaliidae. The transcript is spliced from 7 exons.
UUUGCCGGAAAUAAAUAGGCAGCACUUCGUCUCACGAUGCAGCAGUAGUCGCCAAUGUUCGUCAGAUUAUUUGGAUUAUUUUAUACUGAAUAAUAGUGAAUUUAAUAAAUGAGAAAAUGAAUUCGUUAUCUAAAAGAUCUUCGUUGCAGCGGGUCGCCACGUUCCUGCUCACUACACGAUCCACCCUGUCUCAAUUCACCCCAGCCUCAUUCAUUCUGGAACCAGCACAGCGAACCGCAUCGACAUCCUUCACAAGGACUGUUCAUACCCAAACAAUGUCACGUGUAUCUGCAGCGCAGCAAGCAGUCUCUGAACCAGGAUUCGUCAAGAAAAUGAUGAAGAAGUACAACUUGUUUUGGUUUAAUCAAUCUAAACUGAAGCGGUCUGGCACUUACUUAUAUGAGUCGAUACAGAAUCAUAUCGAAUAUAGAAAGUUUAUAGCAGAAUUCCAACUGGCAGACACAUUUUUCACAUGGUUUUUAAUCACUGAGCUACAUAUUUGGAUGCUCAUGGUACGAACAAUGGCAGAGGGGGAAGAUGGUAAAUACACUAGAAACAGUAUGAUCGAAGCAAUGUGGGCUGAUGUGGCUACUAGAGCUAAAAUUUUAUGGCCUGACAAUUCAUCGGGUCUCAGAAAGCAUGUGAAGGAAUUGUCUGAUCAAUUCAAUUGCGCUAUAAUAGGAUACGACGAAGGUGUUAACGGAGAUGAUAAAAUCUUAGCGGGAGCAAUAUGGAGACGAAUAUUUCAAUUGGAGUGCAAUAAUCCUGAGUACGUGGAAAAGCUUGUGCUCUACGUCAGAAAACAGAUUCAAUACUUGGACAGUUUAUCCGGCGAGGAUAUAAUGUGGCAACCAAAUAUCAAGUGGCUACCUCUUCCCGAUAUCAAGUAGUGCUUCUUUAACUGAUUACAAUUUUAUAUCGCAUAGGAGAUCCCAAUGUGAAUUGGCAAGAGUGAUCUCCUGGCGGCAUAUGAGUCAGGAUGUGCACAUACUCUCCGUCACUUUCGGCUUUUAGAAGAGUUUCCACUAGCCAUUUUAGCUGACCACUGGGAUCUUUUGGCUCAUAUAAUACCCACCUGAAGUGUAAUCGGUAAAUUUUCAACUAAUCCAUCAUUUAUUGUUUGUUGUUGUAGUUUCUGUUAUGUCAGAGAUCACUCACCAAUUGUAAAUAUAACAUAGGUUGUUAUUGAUAGCAA